This is a messenger RNA of Nymphaea colorata (pocket water lily), 510 nucleotides long. RefSeq lists its product as uncharacterized. NCBI's taxonomy places the organism in Eukaryota, Viridiplantae, Streptophyta, Magnoliopsida, Nymphaeales, Nymphaeaceae. The transcript is spliced from 3 exons. The record is from RefSeq and is a predicted model, not a curated record. Gene Ontology annotation, molecular function: ATP binding; protein serine/threonine kinase activity. Gene Ontology annotation, biological process: peptidyl-serine phosphorylation; chromosome segregation; intracellular signal transduction. The coding region runs from base 1 to 510 and encodes 169 amino acids. Gene Ontology annotation, cellular component: nucleus.
AUGGCCUAUCGUUUACGAUCGCUACCAAACUCUUUAACUGCUCGGAGCAGGAUUGUGGCUCUCAAGAUAGUCCUCAACAAAGAAGUGAGCUCGGAUGAGUUGGAAAAGGAGGACUUUUUCAGAAGGGUGCAGCGAGAAGCUGACAUUCAAAAGCAGCUGAGCCAUCCCAACAUCGCUGCAUUCCACAACUUGGUCGAUCUCAACAAAAACGAGGGAAAAAUUGUGUUUGAACUUGAAUGGUGCGAUGGUAUCGAGCUUUCGGUCUACCUGAGGAAAUACCAAUGCUUGGAGGAGAAAGAAGCACGCUCCAUCAUUAAGCAGCUUUUCUCUGCAAUAUUUUAUCUUUACAAGCUGAAAGAAAAAGUAAUUCACUACGAUCUAAAGCCAAGUAAUAUUAUGUUCUGCGACGGCAUCGUCAAGAUCCUUGAUUUCGGACUAUGCAAGUACAAUCCUGACGAGCGUCCUACUCCUGAGGAGGCAUACCUGCAUCCCUACCUGAAGAAGGAGUGA